This is a messenger RNA of Prorocentrum cordatum, 1164 nucleotides long. The record is from the annotation of a GenBank genome assembly. NCBI's taxonomy places the organism in Eukaryota, Dinophyceae, Prorocentrales, Prorocentraceae.
AUGCCGGCGGCUGGGACGCCGAGCCCCGCGGACGUAGCUGUGAAGAAGAAAGGAUUGCACAUCGCCCCGGAGACGCGCAGCGCAGCGAUGAAGGCGCUGAACAACAUGAAGAAACGAGACCCCGGCUUCGAGAUUUCGGAGGACGCCUUGAAAACGUACGUGGUUUUGAAGGCCCUCUUGCCUUGCGACAAGAGCACGAUUACGAAGGGGAUGUUGGAGAGCGCCAAGGUGGACGUCGGCAGGAGCACCACGUUGGGCAGUAAGUACUACGUGCAGUGGCGCACGGCGUUGCCGGCGGCCCCCGCGGAGUGCCAGCGAUAUCUGCGGGGCGCCAGGGCGAUCGCUGACUUCCCCGCGGGCAUUUCCCCAGGCGACGUUUGGAUUUUCGCGAAGGGCGUGAACACCGACCUCAUCGGAGAUGAUUACCGAUACAUCAAGUCGGAGGGGACAAUUUCGAGGACGGUGGCCAUCGACGGCGGGGGCCUUCCCGCGCUGGCUGACGGAGGCGAGUCUCAGGAGGCGGCCCCAGCCGCCGCGGGCGGACCCCAGGAGGCGGCUCCAGCCGCCGCGGGCGCCGCUCCAGCGGAGGGCGCGGCGCCAGCGCCGGACUUGCCGCCGCAGGAGCCCGGCGCCGCCGCCGAGGAGGCGGACGUCUUCCGGACCAUCGCUGUGGCGCGAAAGGGGUUUGCGGAGAAGAAGCAGCGCGUGCCGCCAGAGGGCCAGGUGCAUCCGAGAACAGUUCUCUUCUGGGCGAACCGCUUCGCGACAUAUUUGUCGGAGCAGGACGCUGGGGUUGCGCCGGCGAGGUACGACCAGAAAUUGCUUGACUUUCUCAUGACGACGCUCCUCGGGAUGGAGGACUUCGGCGCCUUCCUGGAGUUCCGCCCUUUUCUGGAGGCCUUGGACGCGCUCCCGGGCGACGCGUUCCCGUCGAUUGGCAAGGCGAUUCUCCACCUGGCGCAGGCGGACGCGUCGUCGUGGGCGCCCGUGGACCCCCCUCUCGACGUCAAGGACCAGCCCCUCUUCUUCUUCAGCACCUUGUACACGGCGUUCGAGUCCGCGCGCUUCGAGGCGCGCCUGCUGUCGGCCAAGGGCGACGCGGUGGGCGAGCACGCCGACCGGUUGGAUGUCGCCAAGCGGCUGAAAGCCGAGGCCGCUUCCUGA